AAAUUCAGAUAGCUUCCUACUCGCUCUUCCCAACUCCAUACAGCUAAGCUGCACUUCUAUUCUCAACUUUUAAUCCACCAUCCUCUUAAUUUCUUCUUGUAAUUAUUGAUUUAAGGGUGAUUACUUCCAACCCCAUACAGCUAAGAUCUCUUCCAUGGAAACGGCGAACACAUUGUGAGCACUGAGCAGUAGGGUCCGAAACUGUGCUUUGACCGGUUUAUACGGCAUUGGGCACAUCCCGGUUUCCACAUGCAUCGAACCGGACGGUCCGGUUCGGUUUUUAAAACAUAGCCUUCUUCCUGGGCUUCUCAGGAUUCUUCUCCCCAGUUCCACCACUCCUCCUAGCUACAGGUAUUUCACUUCUCUUCUCAGAAUUUUAUCUCCUUCAAUAUCUCUACCUUCCAAUCAUGUUCUGCUUUUGUUAAUCGAGUGGACAUGGUUUAUUUUCGCCACUCCUCCUAGCUACAGGAACCCAAAAGCAGAUCCAAUAGCUAGCUGAUGCGCCGAUAGUUGAACCUCCCAGGGUCAGUCAUGACAGAUUCCAAGCACCCCCGCCUCGUCCUCCCCAACUUUUUAUCUCUGGAUCUCUGCAAGGAAUUGCAGUUUAUUCAUAAGAGCUGUUGCGCAGUUGGGUACAGAGCAAAUGUCUUCUCAACAACCCUCUCUCAUCUGAUUGCUACUAACUGCGCUCAUUUGAUCAUGCCCAUUAUUCCUAUAAGAGAGAGGCUGAUGGAUGAAGUGGAAGCGUAUUUUGGGUGCAACCUUGAACUGUAUGUUGAAUUCACUGGACUCUUAAGUUGGUGUAAAGGAGCUAGCAUUGGUUGGCACAGUGACAACAACAAACCUUAUCUUAAACAACGGGACUUUUCGGCAAUUUGUUAUUUGAAUAGUUACGAUGUGGACUUCAAAGGAGGGGUAUUUCAUUUUAAGGAAGGGGAGCCUGCUAACAUCUUGCCUAUGGCUGGUGAUGCCAUUUUGUACACAGCCGAUGACCGAAAUAUCCACUGUGUUGAUGAGGUAAUAGAUGGAGAGCGCAUAACACUCACUUUAUGGUUUAGCCGUGAUGCAUCUCAUGAUGAAGAUUCCAAACUCAUCUCACUUCUCUCAGAAAUUUCGGUGCACAAUUUUAAUGACAAAUGUGAUUCAAUUUUACCAAUUCCAGCGCCCAUUAAUAUGCAUUGGUUCCCUCCAGAAGAAGACAUAGAGUACUCUUCAUCGGGAUUUGAUAUACGGUGUGGAAGGUUGCAUGUUAUGGGGUUUGAGCUUUACUCAUCUCUGGGCGUAAGCUUAUGCUCUCCAUCCGAAAAUUCCUCCAGAAGUUUGUUAAAAUUACUCCAAGAACCUCUCCAGCUGGCACGAAUGGACGAGUUGUCUUCUAUCAAAUUUGCAAAUGUAACGCAUGCCCUUCAGGUGGUGCUAUUUUAUUUUUGGAAGUUCUUGGAUUUGAGGAUUGAACAGAAAAUGACACCUGCUAAGGUGACCCUGAUAUAUGAAAUGCAAAGAGCACACAUAAAUGAUUUGAAACACAUUUAUGUGAGGGAUGCCCAAGUGGCAAAGACACUGUUUGGGCUCCAAUCAGCUCUCAAGGACAUCCAAAAUGAAUUUGAUUGGGCUAGCUUUUCUUCUGCAGUUUCUGAAUGGGAAGACUAUACUUGCAAGUUGCACAACGAACUUCUUUUGAGCUUAUCGCAGUGGAGGUCUCAUCAAUUUAUUUUCUGUUCUCCACAUGCAAAACUUGAACAACAAUGAAUUGUAUAUACAUGUUUGGUCCUUAGCAUGUCAACACACUUCUAUUCAAGUUUUGCAUGUGAAGAACAGAAAAUAAAUUGAUGAGACCUCUGUUGUGAUAAGCUCAAAAGAAAUUCGUUGUGCAAACCUGCAAGUAUAGUCUUCCCAUUCAGUAUCCGCAGAAGAAAAGCUAGCCCAAUCAUUUUGGAUGUCCUUCUGCAGUUACUGAAUGGGAAGGUUAUACUUGCAGGUUGCACAACGAACUUCUUUUGAGCUUAUCACAGUGAAGGUCUCACCAAUUUAUUUUUUGUUAUCCACAUGCAAAAGUCGAAUAACAUUGUAUUGUCAUGCUAAGGACCAAACAUGUAUAUACAAUCCGUUGCAUUUCAAGUUUUGCAGUGCAGAACAAAAAACAAAUUGAUGAGACCUCCACUGUGAUAAGCUCAAAAGAAGUUCGUUGUGCAACAUGUAAGUAUAAUCUUCCCAUUUAGAAACUGCAGAAGAGAAACUAACCCAAUCACCUCUCAAGGACAUCCAAAAUGAAUUUGAUUGGGCUAACUUCUCUUCUACGGUUUCCGUUUCUGAAUGGAAAGAUUAUACUUGGAGAUUGCACAACGAACUUCUUUUGAGGCCUUAUCAAUUUAUUUUUUGUUCUCCAUAUGCAAAACUUGAAUAGCAUUGAGUUGUAUAAUCAUGUUUGGUCCUUGGGAUGACAAUACAAUUUUAUGUACAAUGUUGGGUGAGAUUGUCUUAAUUAGAAGUAAUAUGUUUUCGUAUUCCAUAAAUAGAACCAUAUAUUCAAGUAUUUCUUUUUAGGAGUGAAUAGCUAUGAACAUAUCCAUCUCCUUAAUUUAAGGAAAAAUUGUCAAAUUAGUCCACAUACUAUUUUGAAAAAGUCAAUUGAGUCCAUGUAGUAUUUAUCAAUCAAUUAAGUAUACAAAGCCUUCAAUUUUGCCAUUAAAUAUUUCUUUUUGUACUGCUUUUUUCUUUUCGUUUCCUCUUCUUUUCUCUUUUCUAUUUCUUUCUUCCUUUUUUCUCUUGCUCGUACUAUUCAUUUGUCCCUCUUUUCUUUUUCCCCUUCUUCUCCCUGCAACUCCUCCCAUCUUCUUCAUCCCUAUUGCAUCUACAUAAUGGCCUCACUCACCUAGUCACCUUCAUUCUUUCGAGUAGUUCAACCCCUUCUUCUUCCCUUUUUAUUAUUUUCUCAUCCUUUCUUUUCUUCUCCACUCUAUUUCUUCUACCCCACCCAACCUUCUAUCCCCCUUCUUUCAUGCCCAGAGAAGGUGACUAUGGCAACAUGAUGACAACAGCCCUUGCUCUUCUUCAAUGGCAACAUGUGGCGACAGAGAAGGCAACAUCAACGGCAGUGAUUGAUGGUGAUGGCGGCUACAGAGAUCGUCGACGAUAGAAACACAGAAAGGUAGAAAGAUAGAAAAAAAGCUAGAGGGGGAAGAAGGAAGAAAAAAGAGAAUGAGAACAAAGAAAGAAAAAAGAAGAGAAAUAGGAAAAAGGGGAAAAAACUUGCAGGGAAUCGGAGAAUGAAGAAGACAAAUUUUUUAAAAAAGGAAAAAGAUUAUCUAAUGCCAUACAGACGGCCAAAUCAUCACUUAGAGGGAAAAAAGGCACGUGGAUGAUACACGCAGGUUGUAUAAUAGGGAAACCGAUCAAUUAUCACCAAAAGGGAAAUUUGGUCGUCUUUAGACAUUUUGUAGACUUAAUUGAUUACAUAAAUAGUACAUGUCUACAUGAACUCAAUUAAUUUUUUCUAAAUAAUAGGUGGAUUGAUUUGAAGGUUUUCCUUUCUUAAAACGAGGCAACUUUAUGAAGGUCAGAAAGUUGAUUCAACCAUCAACGUAAGAUCGGAAAAAUAUUUGAGAUUGCGUCUCAUGAAGAAUGACACCGAUAAUUUAAUUUUGUUGUUGAUUAGACUAAUGGUUGGAAGAUUUUGCGGUUAAAACAAUUUGUUUGAUUGAGAAAACUAGGUUACCUAAUUGCAACUUAAAUGACAAUGAUUUGUAUACAUCUUAUUUUAAAUUAAAAUCUUAUAAUGAUCAAUGAGAGUUAGGGCAUUUUAGAGAUAAGAAAAAGGUUGGUGUAAUCAUUUAGCUUAAUGAGAUGGUACUAUACGUUUUACCAUCUGUACUCUAUUAAAGAAAUCUAAUUUUCCAUUUUAUUUCCGUCCAAUUGCCCUCUCCAUUACACGUGCCUUUGUUAUCGUCACAGCGUCAGUAAGUACACCUUCCGUUUCCUUCGUCCCAGCUGCCCACAAACUUGCGGUCACAUAGCCAGUGGCGGAACUAGGGGGUGCGAGCCGGUGCUGCCACCCCCGAAGGUUUUAGUGUGUAUAUAUGUACAUGAAUAUGUCCAGCCCCGUCUUAACAGUAGUUAUAAAUAUUAACAGGCCCGUAUCUCAUCAAACAAUUCGAGUAGCACUGAUGGUUGGAGUGCUUCUAUCAACUGCAGGAAAUGCAGGUUCGAAUCCUGCUGUCUUUCAUUUUUGGUGCUAAUUUUUGUGAUGUUAUACUACUGAUACUCCGUAUUAGUUUUAUUAAUAUUUUUCCUACCACUUGAAUUACUUUUAUGUUAAAUUUUUAUUUUUUCAAUUCAAACCAUUUAGUUUUUACUUUUUUCGAAUAUUGACAUGUUAUAUUUACGUUUUCUUUUGAAUACAUUAAUGGUAAAAAUGACUUUUAACUAUUUCUUCCCUUUUCAAACAUUGACCUAUAUUUUGUCAAAAAAAACAUUGACCUAUAUCAUUUUAUAUGGACUCUAUCAAGAAAGUUU
Messenger RNA from Cuscuta epithymum, 4512 nucleotides. Lineage: Eukaryota; Viridiplantae; Streptophyta; Magnoliopsida; Solanales; Convolvulaceae. The record is from the annotation of a GenBank genome assembly.